AUGUCAGCAAUAGCUCUUCGACAACAACAAAGUGUUAGAAGAUUGUUAACAACAACAGAAGAAGAAGAUGAAGAAGAGGAGGAUGAAGAUGAUGAUGACGAGGAAGAGGAAACUAGCAGCAAUUCUAUGCCUUUAAACAAUACAACAACUAAUGCGUGUGGGGAUGGAAGGAGGAGGGAGAUACAGGGAGAUACAAAAAAAAUGUCUUCCUUCGAAUAUAACAACACUUCCCGAUCCGAAAAUAAUUCAAAAACUGUAGCCUCAGCUUAUAUGGCUAUGAAACAAUCAAAUAAUUAUUCAAAAUCUUCUUCUACUCCGCAUGGAUUAAUAAAUAUAGGCAAAAUAUUUUUUUCAAAAUAA
Messenger RNA from Meloidogyne enterolobii, 360 nucleotides. The record is from the annotation of a GenBank genome assembly. Lineage: Eukaryota; Metazoa; Nematoda; Chromadorea; Rhabditida; Meloidogynidae.